Sinocyclocheilus rhinocerous is the source of this 616-nucleotide messenger RNA. Its product is annotated as tumor protein p53-inducible protein 11-like. The record is from RefSeq and is a predicted model, not a curated record. NCBI's taxonomy places the organism in Eukaryota, Metazoa, Chordata, Actinopteri, Cypriniformes, Cyprinidae. The coding region runs from base 158 to 616 and encodes 152 amino acids. The transcript has 6 exons.
UAUUCCUUACGGUAAGUGCUUGCGGCUUGUGUUGGUUUUGCGAUUGUCACAACUGUAGCACGCGAGCGGCGCACAACAUCAAGGUAGCAAGCAACAGCCUGUCUGCGAGAAAAGUCCCUCUGACAGCUCAUUGAAGUGCCUGCUUUCCUCCACUGCCAUGGCUUCUACACCUCCACCUCUCAUGAAGAAGCACAGUCAGACUGAUCUUGUGAGUCGCCUCAAGUCCCGCAAGGUCCUGGGUGUCGGCGGGGAGGAUGAUGACGGAGAGGUGCACAGGUCAAAGAUCAGUCAGAUGUUGGGUAAUGAGAUGAAGUUUGCUGUGCGUGAGCCCAUUGGUCUCCGGCUCUGGCUCCUCGUCUCUGCAGUGCUGUUCACAUCCACAUCCUUAAUGGCCUUGGCUUUUCCCAGCCAGCUCUACGAGAUAAUAUUUGAGAUCACCACCUCGAGGAUCUCCAUCAGACUCUACGGAGGAGCCCUUCUAUUGACAUCCAUCACCCUCUUGGAGAUGGGCACACUGUCCAACGGUGCAAUCGUUCUUCUUCUUAGUGAAACCUUCUUCCUCUUCGUCACGUUGAGUUACUAUCACCACCUUGGCCGGCGCUCCAAAAAGGUCUGA